Chrysochloris asiatica (Cape golden mole) is the source of this 1926-nucleotide messenger RNA. RefSeq names its product Cbl proto-oncogene-like 1, E3 ubiquitin protein ligase (gene CBLL1). The coding region runs from base 18 to 1493 and encodes 491 amino acids. The transcript is spliced from 6 exons. Gene Ontology annotation, biological process: protein ubiquitination; regulation of cell adhesion. The record is from RefSeq and is a predicted model, not a curated record. NCBI's taxonomy places the organism in Eukaryota, Metazoa, Chordata, Mammalia, Afrosoricida, Chrysochloridae. Gene Ontology annotation, molecular function: ubiquitin protein ligase activity.
ACUCUGCGAAACGAAUCAUGGAUCACACUGAUAAUGACUUACAAGGCACUAACAGUUCUGGAUCGUUGGGUGGUCUUGAUGUUCGCAGACGAAUUCCUAUAAAGCUCAUCUCCAAGCAAGCAAACAAAACCAAAGCUGCACCUCGAACGGCAAGGACUGUAAACAGGAUGCCUGCCAAGGCUCCGACUGGUGAGGAAGAAGGAUUUGAUUAUAAUGAAGAAGAACGGUAUGACUGCAAAGGGGGUGAGCACUUUGGAAAUCAGCGACGAUUUCCAGGACACCUGUUUUGGGACUUUCAGAUAAACAUCUUAGGUGAAAAGGAUGAUACACCAGUACAUUUCUGUGACAAAUGUGGAUUACCUAUUAAAAUCUAUGGGCGAAUGAUUCCAUGCAAGCAUGUUUUUUGCUAUGACUGUGCUAUCUUACAUGAGAAAAAGGGAGAUAAGAUGUGCCCAGGCUGUAGUGAUCCUGUGCAGCGAAUCGAGCAGUGUACACGAGGUUCUCUCUUCAUGUGUAGCAUUGUUCAAGGGUGCAAGAGAACGUAUUUGUCUCAAAGAGACUUACAGGCUCAUAUCAACCACCGUCAUAUGAGAGCUGGAAAACCUGUUACCCGGGCAUCACUUGAAAACGUCCAUCCUCCUAUUGCCCCCCCACCAACUGAAAUCCCUGAUCGGUUUAUAAUGCCACCAGACAAGCACCAUAUGAGCCAUAUCCCGCCAAAGCAACACAUCAUGAUGCCACCACCUCCUUUGCAACACGUGCCACACGAGCACUAUAAUCAGCCCCAUGAGGAUAUUCGUGCUCCUCCAGCAGAAUUGUCCAUGGCUCCACCUCCACCUCGGUCGGUCAGUCAGGAAACCUUUCGUAUUUCAACAAGAAAACACAGCAAUUUAAUAACUGUCCCUAUUCAGGAUGACUCAAGUUCUGGUGCUAGAGAAGCACCACCUCCUGCCCCAGCACCUGCUCACCAUCAUCCUGAAUAUCAGGGUCAACCAGUGGUAUCUCACCCUCAUCAUAUUCUGCCUCCACAGCAACAUUAUGCACCACCCCCACCUCCUCCUCCCCCAAUAAGCCAUCCAAUGCCACAUCCUCCCCAGGCUGCAGGUACUCCUCACUUGGUGUAUAGCCAAGCUCCACCUCCACCAAUGACCUCUGCUCCACCUCCAAUAACCCCUCCCCCUGGACAUAUUAUUGCCCAGAUGCCACCUUAUAUGAAUCAUCCUCCUCCAGGACCUCCCCCACCUCAGCACGGUGGCCCACCUGUAAGUGCACCCCCUCCUCACCAUUACAAUCCUAACUCUCUGCCCCAGUUCACUGAAGAUCAAGGAACUCUGAGCCCUCCAUUUACACAGCCAGGGGGAAUGAGUCCUGGUCUAUGGCCUGCGCCAAGAGGGCCGCCACCGCCGCCACGGAUGCAGGGUCCGCCUUCUCAAACCCCACUUCCUGGACCACAUCAUCCAGAUCAGACAAGAUACAGACCUUAUUACCAAUGAUAAUAGUGUUUUGAACUGAAGAUUUAAUGAGGGAAGAAAAAAAAAAAAUCAACAACUUAUAUAUAGGCAACCUUUGAAUUCAGCUUUGACUGUUGGGGGAAGGAAAAGCACUUCUUACAGAGCGGGCUAUAAUACUCACUAGGGUCUUGUCUUUCAAAAUGGUCUUCAUCCUUGACUUUAGGACUGAUUUCAAGUACUAUGGUGUAGUGCAGAUAAAUGGCUCAGUUGAGCACAGCUAUAUUUUAACAACUUUGUUCUUCUAGUGUGGUAAUUUGACCCAGAGGUGACCAUUUGUAAUAUUAUUUCCUGAAAACAAGUUUUCAUUGUCCACUUUCAGAAGUAUUACUUUUGUUAAACCCAAUCUUUAGUUUUUCUUGUGAUACAUUUUUGUUAACCUGUGUAAAUGGAUUAAAUUUCAGUAUGGUUGUAAAAA